Messenger RNA from Sapajus apella (tufted capuchin), 517 nucleotides. RefSeq names its product WD repeat-containing protein 18-like. The record is from RefSeq and is a predicted model, not a curated record. Gene Ontology annotation, molecular function: protein binding. The transcript is spliced from 2 exons. Gene Ontology annotation, cellular component: nuclear pre-replicative complex. Bases 53 to 502 code for a protein of 149 amino acids. Lineage: Eukaryota; Metazoa; Chordata; Mammalia; Primates; Cebidae. Gene Ontology annotation, biological process: DNA-templated DNA replication; rRNA processing.
GCGGAGGCGUCGCUCUGGCCCGCGUGGCGCAGUCGUCCGCGUCUCGCUGGUGAUGACGCACGGUCGGGGCGGCGGGAAAAGCAAGAUGGCGGCGCCCAUGGAGGUGGCCGUGUGUACGGACUCGGCGGCCCCACUGUGGAGCUGCAUCGUGUGGGAGCUGCACUCGGGCGCCAACCUGCUCACCUACCGCGGCGGCCAGGCGGGACCCCGCGGCCUGGCGCUGCUCAAUGGCGAGUAUCUGCUGGCGGCGCAGCUGGGCAAGAACUACAUCAGCGCCUGGGAGCUCCAGCGGAAGGACCAGCUCCAGCAGAAGAUCAUGUGCCCCGGGCCCGUCACCUGUCUGACCACGUCACCCAACGGCCUCUACGUCCUGGCAGGAAUUGCAGAAAGCAUCCACCUGUGGGAGGUAAGAGGCGCGAAGCCUGAAGGUUCCCCGGGGCAUCUGGCCGUCUCAGCCUCACCUGCAGGGGCCUGGCGCCCUGGAACGGUGACUCACUGCUGAGGGGCCACAGCCGAA